AUGGGCAAGCUUGGAUUCUCCUCUUACCAGAAAUGCACCGCGGCCAUCCGCAUGCUUGCAUAUGGAAUUUCAGGCGAUCUGGUGGAUGAGUAUGUGCGUAUGAGUGAGUCCACAUGUCUGGUAUCACCGUACAACUUCUGCAGGGCCGUGGUGGCAGUGUUUGGCCCUGAGUACUUGAGGCAGCAAAAUGCCGCUGAUACAGAAAGGUUGUUGGCGACCAACGCAGCUAGAGGCUUUCCAGGCAUGCUUGGCAACAUAGAUUGCACUAGGAGUGGAAGAAUUGUCCAUUUGCUUGGCAGGGCCAGUUCUCACAAUGGUAUCAACGUGCUGCAGCGUUCUCCAGUCUUCGCAAGGCUUGCAGAAGGCCACUCCCUACCUGUCAACUUUGAGAUCAACGGCCACCAGUACAACAAGGGAUACUACCUAGCUGAUGGUAUAUAUCAUCAGUGGUUAACUUUUGUGAAGACAAUCUCGAACCCCCAAGGUGAGAAGAGAAAGAGAUUUUCUCAAAUGCAAGAGAGUGCUAGAAAGGAUGUGGAACGUGCUUUUGGUGUGCUUCAAUCCCGAUGGGGUAUCGUUCGAAACCCUGCACUGACAUGGGAUGAAGGGAAGCUUUGGGAGGUGAUGACUGCUUGUGUGAUCAUCCACAACAUGAUCGUCGAGGAUGGGCGUGAUAACAACAUCUUCGACCAAGGACUUGAUUUUCAAGGUGAAAAUGUUGAGCCCCUGCACCAAGAACCGGCCACGUUUGAACAGUUUACCCAAUUUCAACGUGAACUGCGUGAUUGGCACACUCAUUUGGAUCUUCAAAAUGACUUGGUUGAGCACGUGUGGACUCACAUUGGCAACCAAUAA
This is a messenger RNA of Aegilops tauschii subsp. strangulata, 855 nucleotides long. RefSeq lists its product as uncharacterized. The record is from RefSeq and is a predicted model, not a curated record. NCBI's taxonomy places the organism in Eukaryota, Viridiplantae, Streptophyta, Magnoliopsida, Poales, Poaceae.